GCAUUCUACGGCUCGAGGUAGAAGCCAGCACACGGGGACUCCAGUUGCCCACAUCAGGCUGCGGAAUUUGCAAAAUUGGAGCUGAAUUUGGGCCACACUUGUGCAGAUUCGUGCAUAGCUCGAGGUCUGCGAGCAUCGUUGGCGAUGGCAAUGGUGCUCGUACGAAGCGCGGGGCAGUUACUAAGCGUUCACCCCGGUAUUACAAGAGCUGGACCGCACCGCGCCAGGAUCGCACCUGUUUGCGUGGGUCGCUUCUCCACUUCGCAGGCGUCACCCCAGCGGACGAUUUCGACGUCUUUCUCUGCUGCUUUGAUCCCUUCCACAUUUCAAAGCUUGCAACGCUUGCCACUGAGGGAGGGUGACAUGGAGAGAUUCUUUUGUAGGGCUCAGAAACAGGGGAGCGAGUUGCAAGAAGCUGCGACUCCUAUCUCUGAGGAUUCCCCAGGCAUUCUGCAAGAUUGGCCGAAAUUGGCUUUAUAUUUGUUUGCUCUGGGUUUCUUGCUCGGCCCGCCACUGGAUGGCAUCCACUCGCGCGUGCAGCUGCAAAUUUAUGAUGUUGGAGCAAUCGACAUUGUUGGUCUUCAUACCAAUAUUUGGGUGUUCCCGAUGCUCGGCGUCUUCUACAGCGUUGUGGGAGUUUUGCAGCUUGUUCUUGACAAAUAUUUCGCACGGAAAGGAAAUUUGCCAACUGCAGACCUGCAGAAAGUGGUGUUCUCCUUUAUAACAUUGGCGACCUUGUUGGAGGUUAGCGCGGAGCUCUACAAAGGGGGCGUACCUUUUAACGUUGAGGCCUACACACUCUUUGCAUUGGCAGAGGCCAAUUGGCUCCUCUUUGACAACACGUGGUGGGGUUUCGGGCUUGCCACGCUGGUUGGCAUUGCAUGCCCCCUUGCAGAAAUCCCCAUUAACAAGCUAUUCGGUCUUUGGCAUUACCCCAAAGGCAACAUCGAGAUUUUUGGUGAGAGCACGGUGACAUGGGUUCUUGCAUGCUACUUCUUUUACACACCGUUCAUCUCCAAUCUUGCCCGGUACCUUUCCACAGUUGUGCGCACUCCGUCGUCGCAAAAUCGUCUCGACUAGAGGAUGUAGCACUUGAUGUAGACUAGCAACAGUGUCAAACAUAUUUCGCUGCUGUGCAUGUGUUUAUCAGACUAUAAUGUAUGCAAUACACAAUCCUCACAUUCCUCAUGAAAGUGACAUGAUUGUGUACGCGACUUAGCCUCGUUCUGAUAGACAAGGGCAAAAUCUUAGAAGCACAGCAGAUAUGAUUCGGUGCAACCCAAUUAUCGGAUAACAUGAAAAAUUAGUGGAUUACUGAGAAAUCUUAGGCCAGUAACAUGGUUUAGAAAAUGCCGAGUAACCAACAAGUAUCUGAGAUGAAGACCUACAGUCAACAAAAUGCGACAAUAGCCUUGAUUA
Messenger RNA from Physcomitrium patens, 1419 nucleotides. The record is from RefSeq and is a predicted model, not a curated record. Lineage: Eukaryota; Viridiplantae; Streptophyta; Bryopsida; Funariales; Funariaceae.